UGCGCCGCUCGGCCGCCGGAGUCGACGGCAGAGGUCACAGGUCACCAGCUGGGGCGGCAGCUCGCUGAGGAUACCCAGGUCCGGCAUCAGGAUGGCGUGGAUGGCGUCAAUGCUGAUACUGGGUGCAGCGGUGUCACUCUCCAGAGCGGCCAACGUCGACGUGCUUAGCAGGAUCGACCGCAGCCUCAUCCCCUACAGCGGCAUGAGCAGCGCUCGCAGCCCGCUAAGAAGGUACCGGUACCCCAUUUACACCAAGCGAGCCUAUGUGGAGGACCAGGAUGAGAAUGACGAUGACAACGCUCCCGAGACCGACAAGCGCUUCCUCCGCGGGCUCAAUCUGCGCCCGCUGUCGCUCGGCUACCGCGCCAAGAAGAUGCACGGCCUCGCGCCGCGCUACGACAUCUCCAUGACGCCAUAUGACCUGAAGGCCAUGGCCAUGCUCUACCGGAGCGGCCGCCGGAAGCGCACGCCCGACCUCUACGACCUGAAGCGCAUCUACCGCAUCUACGAGGCGGGCCGAAAGCGCAGCGCGUCGGCGGCCGGGGCCAGUGAGGGCGGCACGCGCGAGCGACGCGACUUCUCCUACGACGUGUGGGACGCGUCCCGGCUGGCCGACGCCGGCAAGCGGUCGCCGGUGACCAGCUACUACGACCUGCUGGACAUGGCGAGGAUGGCCAAAGCCGGGAAGCGGGCGGCGAUAGACGGAUACCACCUCUGGGACCUGGCGCAAAUGGAGCAGGCCGGGAAACGCUCCGUCGACGACUUGGGCCUCUGGGACCUGGCGCGGAUGGAGCAGGCCGGGAAACGCUCUGUCGACGACUUGGGCCUCUGGGACCUGGCGCGGAUGGAGCAAGCGGGGAAACGCUCGGUGGACAACCUCCACCUUCUGAAGCUGGCUGGUAUGGCCGACGCUGGGAAAAGAAGCGCUCAGCACUUCAUCGGCCCCUACAGUUACAAGGGCCUGUACAGUCUGUACGGAAAGCGCACCGCGAAUGGGGAGGACGACGACGAAGGGCACUCGGCUUCCGUGGCGGGAUCGGCCAAGCAGAAGCGCAGCUUCGAUGACUAUUUCGGCUGGGACCGUAAGAAGAAGUCGGUCGUGGAGGAUGCCAUGACCGACAGCUACUUGGCGACGUUGAAAAAGCAGAUGGCGGACAAGACGGAGAAGAGAGGCUCCUCGGAUGGCAUGGGUAUGGUCAUGAAGAAGGCGACUGACGGUGAUGAGGACUAGAUCGUCCGCCGGCCCGUCCCAAGCCAGUUGGAGCGAGCACGGAUGCCGACGCCGGGCCCCGGGGACCGCCGCGGGACAAGAUUAGGGCCGGGGUCUCUCGGGCGGCUCCGGCGGCGCCCGCCGCCGAGAGUCCCACCAGCCAAUCAGCGGCCCCCGUUUCGGCGCGCUGCCCCGUCAGCGCGUACCCGGCGGCGGUCGUCUGCGCUCGCGGCGGCCGGCUGAUUGACGUGACGGCGCGCGACAAGGAGAUGCUGUCAGUGAAGCGACGCUAUCCUACCGAUGGCGAGUGCCGUCGCGUGACUCUCGUACAAGAUGUGGGACCCAUGAGGCCGGCCAAUCACUGUUCGAUGUGAUCGCAUCCCGAAACCGGUGCCCCUGACUGGUGAUUUCCGAUGCAGUCUCCCGUGCGUUCAUUCUGUUGCGAAUGCAACCCGCUCGGUUAAGAUGUAGAGGUUGUUUUACGCCGAUGCCUGUCAUAUCAUCGUUUGUAGGUACCCUGUGAGCACGGC
Messenger RNA from Pollicipes pollicipes, 1740 nucleotides. RefSeq lists its product as uncharacterized. The record is from RefSeq and is a predicted model, not a curated record. The transcript has 4 exons. Lineage: Eukaryota; Metazoa; Arthropoda; Thecostraca; Pollicipedomorpha; Pollicipedidae. Bases 92 to 1231 code for a protein of 379 amino acids.